Molecule: messenger RNA, 255 nt
Organism: Staurois parvus
Lineage: Eukaryota; Metazoa; Chordata; Amphibia; Anura; Ranidae
Source: the annotation of a GenBank genome assembly
CAGGGGCGGACUGACCAUUUGAAAACUCGGGCACUGCCCGAGGGCCUGGGGUCAGUAAAGGGCCCCAUGAGAUGCCCCUGGUACCUUUUUCAUAGGCUUUUUUGAGUUUGGGCAAGGACAGAGGGGCCCCAUGAUCCCCUAUUGCCCGGGGGCCCCAUGAGUUGUCAGUCCGCCCCUGGUCCUUAUCACAUUGCAGCCCCAUCAGUACCAAUCAGUGCAGCUUAUCAGUGCCCCUCUUCUUUUCUCAGGUAUGCC